CGUGGGGAAAAGCGGUCUACUCGCGCGAUCUUAUUUUUUUAACGUGUUUGUGCUGUGUGUGUCUCUGUGUGUUUGGCGUGCGGCUAACUCUGUUGUUGUUGUCCAAUUGUAGUUGUUGUUGGUAACAACGUGCGCGCCAUUAUUAACAGUAACUUAAAAGAAUAUCAAUACUCCAAAAAACGGAUAUGAAUACAAGCAAAUUGUAAACCUGCCACCCAAAAAGUUGCAACUGAAGCGCAAGAAGGAAGCCCAUUAAUAUAUCGAAAAUAAGGAAAACUCCAGCCGCACUGAGGAAAUCAAAGUAGGAGCAACUACAACUCGUUUGGGAGCAGUCGUCGCAAGAUCACAGAACGGGACGCAUCAUGACUUUCUACUGGUGGUCACACUGGUUCUGGAUAACCCUGAUCCUGGGUGUUAACUUGCUGUCCAGCCAUGUCCACACAUAUCCUAGCCAGGAGGCGGAGUCACUGACCUCCAGUCCGCAUACCCAAUCCCAAACCCCAUCCCAAACGCAGCCCGUGCGCACCACCAAGCUCUACCAAACGACGGUGACCCAGACGUGGGGCCCAGCCACCCAGAGCAACAUCAUGGACCUAACCCACCGACCCACCACCAGCCGGCCGGUGGUGACCCCCAGUUAUGGUGCUGGCCCCGAACUGGCCCAGGUCGCUGACGUUGACCAGGCGGUGGAGCUGCAGGAGGAGCAGGAGGUGGUGGAGGAGGAGGAGCUGCCGCUCAACGAUCGUGAGCAGGAGCAGGAUGAGAUCUCUGACCAGGAGCGGGAGGAGGAUGAGACAGAUUCAGAUCCAGAUGCGGAUGCGGAUAUCGAGGACGCUGUAGCAAACGAGGAGCUGGCGCAAUUCGAGUUCAAGCGAUCGGCGGAUUUUACCUCCGACCAGUUGAAUAACUUUACGAAUUUUAGCAGUAGCACUAGUACAAAUGGCAGCAGCAGCAGUAGCACCACCACAAAACCUGUUGCAAUCAGCAGCAGUAGUCCGGCCACCACAACAACCAGCACCGCGAAAGCGUUGGCCACAUCGCCGGCAGCUGCAACAACACCAAGGGCCGGAGGCAGUGCAUCCUCAUCCACGCCCGCUGGCUCCGCGGCAACGCCAUCCACGCCCAAGAUCCACACCGAGUGGUUGUCCGAUGAGCUGCUGGCGGGUGCGACUGGUGGCGUGGGGUCAGGGGUCACGGCCGAGGGCGAAAAGGCGCCGUUCACCCUGGAAAAUGCCAACAAGGAGGACGAACUUAGGCGUGCCGAAAGCGAGCAUAGAUCGCGAAAAUCGAAGGUUCUAUCCGCGGAGUAUAAGCACAUCAAUCGCUACAUCAAUUUCUCUGGCGACACCAAGAGUCUUCUGACCAGAUCCGCCUCCGCGGCGCCCAGCGUUGCGGGGGGUGUUACGGGAUCAGGGUUCUACGACGGAGGCGUCGGCGACGAGGGCAACAUCUCAUCCGAGGCACUGGCCAUUCAGCGCACGUAUUUCCUGGAUGCAGGUGCCAUUUCGGCGAUUUGCUUCACUGUCUUCGGCGUUUGCUGCACAGUGGGCACCAUUGGGAUCGUCCUGUAUCGCCGUCGGUAUCUGAACAAGCCGCAGGCUCUCAGCGAACCGGACUCGAGUGUCUAUAUCGAUGAUAGCACCAUGCGGGUGAGUGACAAUUCGGAUGAGAUGUACAGCCUGGACAACGACUCGUUUCUCAAUUCGCUGGAGGCGAUGACAAUACAGAACUACUGGACGGAUACGGUCAAACAUACAAAGCUUUAAUUUCCGGCCUUCCCCAUUGGAAGUACCGCCCCUCCCCCCCUGUCUCUAUCAUUUAUUGUACGUUUUUGGUUCGAUUUCGAUUACGAUUCUGUUUCGUUUCGUUUCGCUCUUAAAAUGAAAUUCCAUUCCUGAUUUGACAACCAGACAUCAUAAUCAUUAAGUAGCGUAGUUAUUAAGCGCGUGUAUGUAUUUACUAAUGUUAGGCAACCAAACGAGCAACUAGUUUAAGCCCAAAACUACCAAAAUUAUGUUUAGUGUACGUGUAGAUCCUAAGUGCGCAAUGUUUUUGUUGGUCUUGGCUGUUAGUUAAAGCCUUCCCCCCCUAACAACAUUCCCACUGACCCGAUCCCCGCUCUCUUUGAAUAAACCCCAUUUUACUCGUAUCUGUUAGUUAAUUAUUAAUUAUUAAACCUUAUUUAUAUUGUUGACUAUUUUAUCGCCCUUCCCAAUCCAAGUCUAAUUUUAGAAAUCACUAUUUAUUAAGUUUCCAACUUUGUGUCCAACAAUUAAAUGCAAUCAUUCCUUCCAGUUUAGCCUAUAGAGCAACUUUACACUGUAAUUAAUGUAUUUAAAGCGAAGCAAGCAAAUAACAAUUAAAAGAGAACAUCAUACAUACACAUACACACCGGUAUUGCUAGAAUUUUUGAGAAAAUAAACAGUGUCUAAUUUCUGAAUUAGUACAUUAGGUUUUCGAUGGGUAAACAGAACUUGCAGUUCAAAUUUAAAUUGCUUUAAGAAUCUUGAAUAUUCGGAUAACGAAUUAUUAUCACUGAAAUUCUGGCAAGGCUGCAUGAAAUUGUUUCAAUAUACACGAAUAUAUAAAAUGAAUUAUAAGCUAACGAAGAGCAAGAAAAACUGUUUACUGCCACACAAUCCUUGUCAAUUUUGCUCAUCGAACUUUUAUACACCACUUGUACUUGUACUAUCCGUUCGAAUGUUGCAAAUAUUAAACG
Drosophila teissieri is the source of this 2719-nucleotide messenger RNA. RefSeq lists its product as uncharacterized. Lineage: Eukaryota; Metazoa; Arthropoda; Insecta; Diptera; Drosophilidae. The record is from RefSeq and is a predicted model, not a curated record. The transcript is spliced from 7 exons. The coding region runs from base 363 to 1766 and encodes 467 amino acids.